CGCCGUGAGGGCGGCGAUGGCGGCGGCGAUGGCGGCGCCCGGGGGGGACGGGCCCGGCGCGGACUCGGACGGCGGCAGCAGCGGCGAGGAGCUGGUGCUCACCCCGGCGCAGCUGAUCCGCAGCCUGGAGCAGGCCUGGCUCAACGAGAAGUUCGCUCCGGAGCUGCUGGAGAGCAGACCCGAGAUCGUCGAGUGUGUCGUGGAGCAGCUGGACCACAUGGAAGCAAACCUGAAGCGGGCGAAGAGAGGAGACCUGAAGGUGAGCGUGCACCGCAUGGAGAUCGAGAGGAUCCGCUUCGUGCUCAGCAGCUACCUGAGGUGCCGGCUGGUGAAGAUAGAGAAGUUUUUCCCCCACAUCCUGGAGAAGGAGAAGUCUCGAGCUGAAGGGGAGCCCUCCAUCCUGUCACCAGAGGAGUUUGCUUUUGCUAAAGAGUACAUGGCGAACACAGAGGCUUACCUGAAAGACGUGGCCCUAAAACACAUGCCACCCAACCUGCAGAAAGUGUCUCUCCUAAAGUCAGUUCCGAAGCCCAACCUGGACUCCUUUGUGUUCCUGCGGGUGCUGGAGCGGCAGGAGAACAUCCUGGUGGAGCCCGAGACGGAUGAGCAGAGGGAGUAUGCCAUCGACCUGGAGGAGGGCUCGCAGCACCUGAUCCGCUACAGGACCGUGGCCCCGCUGGUGGCCUCGGGAGCCGUGCAGCUCAUCUGAGGGGGAGCG
Myiozetetes cayanensis is the source of this 718-nucleotide messenger RNA. It is a transcript of the gene GINS4, whose product is annotated as GINS complex subunit 4. Lineage: Eukaryota; Metazoa; Chordata; Aves; Passeriformes; Tyrannidae. Gene Ontology annotation, biological process: double-strand break repair via break-induced replication; DNA-templated DNA replication. The record is from RefSeq and is a predicted model, not a curated record. The transcript has 7 exons. Gene Ontology annotation, cellular component: GINS complex. The coding region runs from base 17 to 709 and encodes 230 amino acids.